Messenger RNA from Hylaeus volcanicus, 3329 nucleotides. RefSeq lists its product as uncharacterized. The coding region runs from base 366 to 1379 and encodes 337 amino acids. The transcript has 2 exons. The record is from RefSeq and is a predicted model, not a curated record. Lineage: Eukaryota; Metazoa; Arthropoda; Insecta; Hymenoptera; Colletidae.
UUUUCCUAUUCGAACGCAGCAUCGAUUACGAAGGCGAAUAUCGAAGAGCAACAGAGUAACAUUCGGACGUAACAUUCGGGCUUAUCGGUCGAAAAGAAUUGUACCUUCGGACCUAGCGACCGAGUUACUCCACUAGUACCCAGGAAACCCGUCGCUCGACGAUCAAUGGCAGUCGUACGGUUGUCGUAUAGCACACCAUUGCGUCGCAAAAAAUAAUAAUCAUAUCCGCGGCUUAUAUAAUCCCCUGCCGCGACCGACGGGUCGAAUUCGAUCGGCCAUAUUGGUGUCUCUUUCGGGCGACGCUCGUUGUAUCGAGUGGAGAGAAGGGUCCCCGAGGUUCUCCCGACGAUAAUCGACUCUCGACGAUGCACUGGGUGGUUGGGUGGGUGGGUGCUGUUACAGGGUCGCCGCGGAUGUUGGGUCGCCUCGAAGAGGAAGAGGGAGUGGUAGCGCGAAAGAGGUGGCAGAAGGAGCCUUCUAGUCCCCUCCAGUCGUCCGAGCGUGUUAUAUACUGGCGUAGGAGUGAGGCUCGCGGGGCCGGAGAGGGGAGGGUUAGUUGGCUGACAAAGGGAGAGGAGAGGUGGCGGGGACAGGGACAAACGAGCCGCGACCGAGAAAACGACGCAAGAGCGCGCAGCUGCGCUUUUCUCGCGCGAUAUCGUUCUCCGUUCGUGGGAGUUAAAGAGAUGGGGACAUCUUUCGCGGCCAGACUCACCGUCCCUUUAGUCCGCGUAUUUAAGAUCGACGCUGCGAGGAAAAUUGUAGCGGAAGGGGAAUCGGCGGUGCGAAAGAGGUGGCAAAAGGAGCCUCCUAUUUCCCCUCCACUCGUCCGAGCGACUGGCAUCGAAGAGCGGCGGCGGUGCUCGAGUAGUCCGGGAGGGGGAGGGUUAUUAGUUGGCCGACAGAGGGAGAGAGGUGAGGUGGCACGGACAGGGACAAACGGGCCGCGACCGAGAAAACGACGCAGGAUCGCGCAGGUGCGCUUUUCUCGCGCGAUGUCGUUCCGGUUCUCUCUGCGAUCGAGAGAGCAAGCGAGAGAGCAGAUCUCCGACAGCGCGAGAUACUUUAAGGCGCGUUUACGCAGAGUCCAGACGCACUCGAGAUCCUUUCCAUCCGCGUAUUAUUUCCUUGCUCUCUUUUCUCGCUCCUUUCGAGCUUCGUUUCGUCGUGUCGCGACAGCGUGCCGCGGCUCGCGGUUUUUCGCGUUCGUUGCGUGUGCCACCGCUUUAGUAGCCCGCUUCCCGUCGAUAGUCACGGUGUGUGUUGCGUACGUGCGCUUGUUUUGCUCGGCUCGCGAUGACGAAAGUGACUCACGGACGAACCAGUGGCAGUGUGUGAGAAAACUCUUGUUCAUUGGCAACGGCGCGGAGGUGUUCUAAGAUUAAGUCGGCCCAGGUUCCGUCCACCUGGCAAAGGAGGCUGCUGUUUGCUCUUUAUCUCUCCGCCGUUCCCCUCCUCCCCUUUUUAUCUUGUUCCUUCGAGUCUCUGCUUCCUCUUUCAUUCUUGCCAAUUUGUUUCCCUGCGUCAGACUUGGACAGGUUUAUUCGAAUAACGGAUGACGCGAAUUCGACGCGGAGCUGUUAUAGAUUCUUCGAUCGAAUCGAAUAUUUCAAGUUUCCUGAACGUUUUCGACUUUUCUUUUUUCUUUUUUUCUUUUUUCGAGAAAAUGCGCGCAUUUCUUUUUUAGACAUUUCGAGCGAUCGGUUUGCGAUUCGGGGAGUAGAGUCGAACACGUUCGGCGGAUGAGAAGUUCAUUCUUGAUUCGUUCAAAGAAUCUGUAAUUAAGUAAUGUCAUUUAUCUUCGUUACUCGGAAUUGGUGUAUCCGAAUGACAAUUUUGCCCAUGUGAGAGGGUUCUUCUUUGGAAUAUACAAUUCCGACCUGAUUUUCAUCAAUUUUUUUAACAUCGUAACGAUAGCCUCGCGUGGUCGAGUUUUCCUUGUCCUUUUUCCUAUUCGAACGCAGCAUCGAUUACGCAGGUGAAUAUCGACGAGCAACAGAGUCCAAGUGACGCCACACCAAACACGUAUGAUACAUCCACGUUAAAACACGUUUUGGGGUUUAGAUUUGCUUGAAAUUUACGAUUCGAAACUAUCGAAGAAAUAAGAUAAUCCGAAGUAAAGGAACACUUAUGUCUGACGAGUUCACAUCGUCCUACUUUGAUAGUUUCGAAGAUUACCCGUUGUAUGUUCCGUAAACGGUUGUUCGAAAUCGAUAACCAUAAAUAAUAAAUGACUGUUUGCGACUACACAUCCAAUGGCUGAAAUCGUUAAACGCGAGUAACAAAUACAACAAACGGCCUCUAUGAAAUCUCGCGAAUUUUUGGAAUCGGUCGAAACGACCAUCCGUAAGCCAAUCGUUGAAUUAGCUUUGAUCGAACCGAAGAAUGCGCAGGGAUAUCGUUGGCAUGGGUAUAAAAAGUAAAAAGCACACGUGUGCGAAUACCAGGUGGCGUGUGGCUUUACUCUCUCCCGGGAUCGAUCGAAAUUCAGGGACGUCGGUGCGCCGCGCAUUCAAUAAUUACCGCUAAUUAUAUUUCGCGCGAAGGUCGGCCACGGAAACUGUUGAAAGCGGCAUUGUUUAACGCGAUUCGAGCCUCGUACGUAUCCAUCUUUCGCGUAAUCGAUCGUUCCCGAUGUGACCUAUAUCGCACCCGGGAGGAUCGAGCUCUCUUCUAUUAGGGGUGGCCCAGAAAAUAUCGCGCGUUUUAGUCGCUUCGCUUCCUGGAUUAUUUUUAGUAUCCUUCUGGGGGACGCGCACGUUAAUGCAUUGUUGGCAGAGUUGGGGUGUUGUUUAAAUAAAUCCUUGGAAAAAAAAAAAAAUACACCGUUGAUCUUUUCUGUUUGAAAUUAUUCGUCACUCGGUCGACAUUCUCCGAACAAAGCGUUUAAUUAUUAUCUGGAAUCGAAAUUCUACUUUCGCGUGGUAUUUAUUGGGUUGUCUGGAAAGUCCAUGCCGAUUUUUAGUAGGCGGUACAGGUCUAGAAUAUAUCGGAAUGGUUGAAAACGAAUAACACGUGGACAUCCCUUAAAAGGUGGACAAAUUGUGGAACAAAAUAAUUACAUAUAUAAUUCAAUAAAUAUAUAUAUCGAAAUUCGAACGUGUCUGUAUGUUUCUGAAAAAUUGCCACGAACUUUCUGGACGACCCAAUAUUAUCCGAGUAAACGUUUCCUCGACCUCGACCCGUUUAAAAAUAAUCAGGAACUAAACGGUAUUUUCUGUGACACUCUGCUACGACAGAAAACGAUCGAAGUUGCUUUCAAACUCCUCGCGGUGGAAACGAUCGAACAGUAUCGCCUUUCCAAGCACAAAAUUCCAAGAAACAGUAAC